AUGUGGAUACGAACAAAACAUGAGACUCCAACGGAUGGAACAGGUCCUGAUGGAGACUAUCCUGAUGGAAAAGGCUACUUCAUCUACCAAGAAGCAAGUAAUCUGAUCCCAUUUGACACUAACAGGCUUGAGAGCCCAGAUAUUGUGGCUUCUGAAAAAAUAUGCGUAGACUUCUGGUACUAUAUGUUUGGGUCAGAAGACAGAAAUGAGCUGAGAGUGCUUAUCCAAGACAGCACAGGGGAGUUUACAGCAUGGAGUCGGAAGGGAAACCAAAGUUCCUCUUGGAUUUAUGGUGCUGUCACACAUACUUUUCCAACACAGAGAAAGAUAAAGGUCAUUUUUGAGGCUGUCCGAGGACUGACAGAAUAUGCAGAUACAGCACUGGACAAUGUGAGAGUAAGAGAUGGACCCUGUGAUGCAGUCAGCACCCCUGCACCACCAACACCUACACCAACAGUACCUAUGCCACCUGCUGUGACAGAAGCAACUUGCACUAUACAUGGAGAUCCUCAUUAUUUAACUUUUGAUAAGCAGAGUCAUGACUUCAUGGGCAACUGCACCUACACGCUCUCCAAGCUGUGUGAGAGCAACAGCUCACUGCCCUACUUCAACGUGGAAGCUGCCAACGAAUACAGGGGAAGCAACACUCGUGUGUCCUAUGUCCAAUCUGUGGACAUCGAUGUUUAUGGCUACAGGAUCAAUCUGGGUCAAAACAGAGUUGUUAAGGUGGAUGGAAUCAGCCAGGUACUCCCUCUGACCUUGGGCAAUAGUGUCAGCAUUUCCCUCAGUGGUCAAUAUGUUGUGGUUACUACUGACUUUGGGCUGAAGGUCAAGUUUGAUGGAAAUCAUAGAGCAGAAAUCACUCUUCCCAGUACCUAUGAAUCGAAAGUCUGUGGGAUAUGUGGAAAUUAUAAUGGGGACAAAGAAGAUGACUUUCUUAACCCAGAUGGAGGGAUGGAAACAGACUCGUCCAGCCUUGGAAACAGUUGGCAAGUUAACAAUGACUCAAGGUGCUUGCCAGAUGAUGGCCAUACCCCAAAUUGCACUGCUGAUGAAAAACAUAUCAUCCAAAGCAAUGAAUACUGUGGUCUGAUCACUGAUCCCAGUGGUCCGUUCCAGAACUGUCACUCAGUAGUCGAUCCACAGAGCAAUUUUGAAGACUGCCAGUAUGAUCUCUGUGAGCUUCAUUUGAGCAGCGAAGCCCUCUGUCAAAACCUGCAGGCUUAUGCAGAUAUGUGCCAAGCUGCGGGAGUCCAGCUGACACCAUGGAGAAAUGCAACCUUCUGCCGUUCAUCAACACCAAAAACUGAGGCACCCUCGCCAGACACCACAACGCCGCCUCCACACCCAGCGACAACAACACCAAGCUCAGGUUCAUCAACACCAAAAACUGAGGCACCCUUGCCAGACACCACAACGUCACCUCCACACCCAGCGACAACAACACCAAGCUCAGGUUCUUCAACACCAAAAACUGAGGCACCCUUCCCAGACACCACAACGCCGCCUCCACACCCAGCGACAACCACACCAAGCUCAGGCCGUGCUUCCUGCAGUGCCUCUGGGGAUCCACAUUACAACACUUUUGACCAGAGAGUUCAUAAUUUCAUGGGAAACUGUUCUUACACCCUCUCCAAAGUGUGUAACAUCUCUCAGAAUAUUCCAUACUUUGAUGUGUACACAACAAAUGAGCACAGAGGAUCCAACACCAAAGUCUCUUAUGUGAAGUCAGUACAAGUGGAAGUCUAUGGCUAUCAGAUUUCUAUGCUGAAAAGCAAGAAAGUGAAUGUGAAUGGCAGCAGAAUGAACCUACCCAUAUUUAUUGAAAAGAAGAUCAGUAUUCAAAGCAGUGGUGGUUAUGUUCUCUUGGAAACUGACUUUGGACUGUGGGUGAGAUAUGAUGGAAAUCACUAUGCAGAAGUCUCUGUGCCCUCUGAUUACAGUGGUCUGCUCUGUGGCCUGUGUGGUAAUUAUAAUGGUGAUCCAAAUGAUGACAACAUAAAGCCUAAUGGUGACAUUGCAAGUAAUUCCAAUGAACUUGGACAAAGCUGGCUUGUAACUGACAAUAACACCAUGUGCUCUGUUGGAACAGAAGACCAAUGUGAUGCUGCACUGGAGAGUGAAGCAAAGAAGAAUACAGCAUGUGGCAUGAUCACAGAUCCAACAGGAAUCUUCAAGGAUUGCCACGACAAAGUGCCUCCAGAAAAUUUCUUCAAUAAUUGUGUUUAUGACAUGUGUUUCACUGAGGGACAGGCAACAUCCUUAUGCUAUGGACUGCAGGCCUACGCUGAGUCAUGCACCAAUGCUGGAAUAUGUAUAGAGUGGAGAAAUGCUACUCUUUGCCCAAUGUCCUGUCCUGGAGGCAGCAUCUACCAAGGCUGUGGAACUAGGUGUCCUUCUACUUGUGUGAGCUCCUCGGCCACUAACACCUGUAGCUCACUGCCAGUGGAGGGUUGCUUCUGUAAGGAUGGCUAUGUUCUGAGUGGGGACACAUGUGUGCUAGAAAGCAACUGUGGUUGUGUUGAUGACGAAAACCGCUAUCACGAGCUGGGUGAAAGCUGGUUCACCAGUUCUUCCUGCACGGAACGCUGCACUUGCAAUGCUAACAACGUGAUCACUUGUUCAGUCUGGGAGUGUGGAGUACGAGAGGAAUGCAGUGUUAAGGAUGGUGUGCUGGGCUGUCAUUCCAAUGGCCAAGUAACGUGUCAGGUGGCAGGAGAUCCCCACUAUUUCACUUUUGAUGGAUUGAUGUACACAUUUGUGGGUACCUGCACCUACACCCUGGUUCAGUCUGUCAACAGCAGUGUGGACCCAAUAACCAUCCUUGGCAAGAAUGAAGACCGAGGGCUAAGAGGGGCCACUUACCUGAAAGAAGUCUACAUAGAUGUGUAUGACACACGAAUCACCCUUCGGAAAAGCAAAGAAAUCCUGCUGAACAAUGAGAGGGUCUACAGUCCAGUGGAGAACCGAGUGCGGGGCGUAUCCGUUGGAAAUGUUGGCAGUUACCUAGUAGUGGAAACAGACUUUGGUGUGAUAGUGAAAUAUGAUGGCGAUGAUUAUCUGGAAAUAACUCUCCCACAAUCUUACUUCUCAAAGGUACAAGGCUUGUGUGGUAACUUCAACGAUAAUUAUAAAGAUGAUCUGUCCUUGCCCAAUGGUACAAUUGUCAGUGUCACACAGUUUGGAAAUAGCUGGAAAGUGGAAGAAGACAGUGAUGCAGGUUGCUUAUCAGACUCAAGAGAAGAUGAUGUUCCUCCUUGCACUGAUGAGAAUAAAUCAACCAUUGAAAGCCAGUGCAAUGUCCUAAAAUCAGACAAAUUCAAAGCAUGUCAUGAUCUGGUGGAGCCUGAAGACUUCAUAAAAAUCUGCACCUAUGACAUGUGUCAGUAUGAUGGCAUGAAGUCUGCUCUUUGCGACAUAGUUCAGUUCUAUGUGGACACCUGCAGGAAUCAAGGCAUCACCAUUACAUGGAGGAAUAGCACAUUCUGUCCAUUGCCCUGUCCAUCCAACAGCCAUUACACAGCCUGUGCCUCUGCCUGCCCGUCAACGUGCAAUGACAUCUUUGCCUCAUCCCUUUGUGAGAAGACAGACUCAUGCACAGAGGGCUGUGAGUGUGAUAAUAAUUAUGUGCUCAGUAAUGACAAGUGUGUUCCACUCAGCAACUGUGGCUGCAGGGAUGAUGACAACAAUUACUACAGUGCUGGGGAUACCUGGAUUACUCCGCACUGCACCAAAAGAUGUGAAUGUCAGCAGAAUGGUGUCAUCAAAUGUCAGAGUUAUGGAUGUGAUUCUAAAGAAACCUGCGUGAUCAAAAGUGGAAAAUACAAGUGCAAUCCAACAGGUUUUGGGAAGUGCCGGAUCAUAGGCGAUCCACAUUAUAUCACAUUCGAUGGUUUGGUGCACCACUUCCAAGGGAAAUACACGUACAUUCUGACUCAGACCAUCCCUGACCUACCUGACACUCUGACACAGUUCAGUGUUGAAGGCAUGAACUAUCCUCUUCGUCUGAAUCGACGCAUUACUUACCUGAAAGAGGUCAUCAUCAACGUUUACAAUCACGAAGUGCGAUUCAGGCAAGGCAAGCAGAUACUGUUGGAUGGCGUAAGGGUGAGAGCCCCUGUUCGUCCUCAUGACGGUAUUCGUAUCUAUCAGAGGACAACAAGAAUUUACAUGGAGACAGAUUUUGGCUUAUACCUGAGCUUUGAUGGUGAUCAAAAUGCAGAUAUAAAGCUGGCCAACACCUACAACAACAGAGUAGAAGGUUUGUGUGGUAACUUUGACGGGAAAUCUAGAAAUGACUUCACAAACCCAGAUGGUGUUUGGCUGAAGAAUGUGAAUGCAUUUGGUGAGAGCUGGAAGGUUCCUGUGGAAAGAACCUCUCGUUUCAGCCGAGAAGCUGUUGUGGAAGAUGAGAGUGAUGAGGAACCAGAUACAGGGCUCUAUCAAGGCUGCAGUGAAAAUGAGCUGAUGCAAGAAAACAGCACUUCUAAAUGUCAAAUCCUGACUGCAUUGGACGGUCCUUUUGCAAAUUGUCAUUCUGAAGUCCCACCAGAGCCCUACUACUUGAGCUGUGUCUUUGAUAUGUGUGUGGAAGAAGAUGCUGCUGAGACGUUAUGUCGCCAUCUGAAAGAGUACGUGCUUGCUUGUCAGGAGCAAGGAGUCGAUAUGGAAGGCUGGAGGCAACAGACUGCUUGUGAGAUGUCAUGUCCAUCCAACAGCAAAUACAACUCAUGCAUGACUGCAUGCCCAGCAUCCUGCAGCGACAUGACCAGCCCCUCCGAGUGUGAAUCGCCUUGUGUUGAAGGCUGUGAAUGUCUCCCUGGCUACAUUCUAAGUGACUCUGACUGCGUGCCUUACAGAGAAUGUGGCUGCACAUACCUUGACAAAUAUUAUGAGAUUGGAGAAGAGUUCACCACUGAUGACUGCUCCCAGAAAUGCCAGUGCACAGAGAGCUCCUCUGUCACCUGCACUAACAUAGCGUGUGGUUCUGAUGAAAUCUGUAACAUCGCAAACUACACUCGUGGGUGCUACAGGACUGGACCAUGUAUGCCAAGUCCUUGCCAGAAUGAUGGAAUUUGCUCUGAAACAACCAACGGCACCUCUGACAGCUACUACUGUGAAUGUACAGAGCUGUACACAGGACAAAGCUGCAACAUUGAAAGGAUGGAUGACACCAGUAUCCCAGAGAGCAAUUCUCAGAGCUAUACAGUUGCCAUCGCUGUUGGAGUUACAGUAGCAGUGGUUGCUGUUGUCAUUCUCAUCACCUCUACAGUGUAUCUCUUCAGAAGGAGGAGAAAGGCAGAUGCAAAUAUCAAUGCACGGAAUUCAUCUUUGCACAAGUCUGAGGAUACAUCAGGUGGUGGAGUACGUGAACACAAUUAUGGCUACGUGGUGAAUGCUGCAUUUGACCAAGAUGAACCCCGAAGUACAUACCUGUAGUUAGCGUGCUUUGUUUUGUUUUUCCCAAUUCGUAUGUAUUGCUUUCUGCUCUUGUAUUUUUAAUAAU
Molecule: messenger RNA, 5506 nt
Organism: Lagopus leucura (white-tailed ptarmigan)
Lineage: Eukaryota; Metazoa; Chordata; Aves; Galliformes; Phasianidae
Product: zonadhesin-like
Exons: 33
Coding region: 1-5439 (1812 amino acids)
Cellular component (GO): membrane
Molecular function (GO): protein binding
Source: RefSeq, a predicted model, not a curated record